Felis catus (domestic cat) is the source of this 1327-nucleotide messenger RNA. RefSeq names its product scavenger receptor cysteine-rich domain-containing protein SCART1-like. Gene Ontology annotation, cellular component: membrane. The annotation marks the transcript as partial. The record is from RefSeq and is a predicted model, not a curated record. The transcript is spliced from 2 exons. NCBI's taxonomy places the organism in Eukaryota, Metazoa, Chordata, Mammalia, Carnivora, Felidae.
CUCUCUCUCUCUCUCAAAAAUAAAUAAGCAUUACAAAAUUUUAGAAAUAAGUGUAUAAUCCAGUAGUUUCUAGCAUACUCAGAAUUAUACAGCAAUCACCACUAGUUGAUUUCAGAGCAUCUUCAUCUCCCCCAAGGAAACCCCAUAUAUACAUCAGCAGUCAUUUCCAUUUUCUCCUCCUUCCAGCCCCUGGCAGCCACCCAGCCACUGUCUCUGUCUGUGGAUUUGCCUCGUCAGGACGUUUCAUAUCACUGGAGUCAUACAGGUGGUGUUUGUGUCUGACAACUUUCACUGAGUGUGAUGUUUUCAAAUGAUGAGUGAUUUUCACUUGUGUUUUGGACAAUUUUGGUUGUGAUGUUAGGAGACUUUUCCAGGUUGGCAGGUAGCCACCUGUUUGAGCUCAGGGUGUAGGUUCUGGCCUUUUGUGGCUUUGGUUCCAAUGACAGUUCAGUUUUUAGGGGCUUUGUGAGGCUAUCCUGGCCUGUCUCAUUCUCCUGGUGCUGUGGGGCUCCCACUCAGUCCUUGCUGGUCCCCAGAAGUUGGUUGUCACUGUGUCACUAUCUGUGGUGGGGAGCCAGAGCCACUGGGCUUGGGUGGAAGGCAGAGGCACACAGAGCUUUGUGGCUGCAGUUGUGGGCAGAUUGGACUACCUGCUUGACUUUGGGUCUGAGUGAACCUGGUCUGUCAGCAGUUAUCAGGGUGAGAGGAAACCCGCAGCCUGGGGCCCUUGCUCAUGUGCUCAGGGCUUCUGAGGCCCCUGAUAUGCUCUGGAAAGGCCCUUGCUGUCUCCACUGGUUCCUGGAGGCCAUUGGUGACUCCUAUUUCUGCAUAUUUCACUCUGGACUGAAAUCUCUGCUCUUGUCCUAGUUGAACAGCAGGAACUGGUUGAGCCCUGGGGGGUUACAGUGCCAUGAAGGCAGCUCUCUGGGCCUUGGGACUGGGGACCCUUCUCCUCACUCUCAGUGCAGUCCCUGUUGGUGGACCAAGAGACCUGAGGCUGGCGUACAGACACAGUCCCUGCGACGGAGUCGUGCUAGUCCUACACGAUGGGCAGUGGGGACACGUGUGCAACCAGGAGUGGACGUUGGCAGAGGCAUCCGUGGUCUGCAGGCAGCUGGGCUGUGGACAUGCUGUGGGAGCCCCCAAGUACGUCCCACUGCCCGGGGAGAUGGUGCGGCCCUGGCUCCACAACGUGUCCUGCAGGGGUGACGAGCCCUCCCUCUGGGAGUGCAGCCUCGGGGCCUGGACACAGACCGAGUGUCCCCAUGAGUGGGUGGUGGUCGCUCUGUGUGCGAGUAAGUCUGAACAGGAGGGGGAAGAGGAGGAG